Molecule: messenger RNA, 1745 nt
Organism: Chenopodium quinoa (quinoa)
Lineage: Eukaryota; Viridiplantae; Streptophyta; Magnoliopsida; Caryophyllales; Amaranthaceae
Product: UPF0481 protein At3g47200-like
Exons: 2
Coding region: 54-1424 (456 amino acids)
Source: RefSeq, a predicted model, not a curated record
UUUAAAAAAAAAAAACAAAUUAAACAUAUCCUUACAUUCUACAAUUAAUACAGAUGGGAAACAUCAAUCUACAAAAUGUAAUAACAAAGGAAGACGUGAGGAUCAGGUUGCUGGAAACUUCAAUGAACUACAAGAUGAGAUCGUCCUACUUGAAUGUUUGCUUUAAGAAGUGCUGCAUUUAUAAAGUUCAUGAGUUUAUCUUGAAGGGGCAUGAAUCUUUUUAUCAGCCUUCAAUGAUGUCAAUUGGUCCCGUAUACUAUAAAGAUACGAAACUAGAAAGCAUGCAAGAGUUAAAAUGGAUUUUCUUGGAUUGCUUCCUUCAACAUCCCGAUAAUGCUUGUCGAAGCUUGAACACUUACAUCGAUUAUGUAAGAACAAGGGGAAGAGAGAUCCGCAGCUCUUAUCAGCAUCAAAGUAGACUCUCUAGUGACGAGUUUGUUGAAAUGAUAGUGCUCGAUGCUGCAUUCAUGAUCUACCUUUUCUUCAUGAGCAUCAAUAGGCCCUCGUUUAAGUUACCUUUUAUGGGGAAUAAUUUAGCAGCACAACUUAAUUAUUCGAUAAUGGAUUUAUUUCGGUUGGAGAACCAAAUUCCUUAUUUUGUUCUCAAGGGAAUCUAUGAUAUAGCAUUUGGUAACGUCUACCAACCUAAUACUCUCAUUAUAGCUAUUCUUUCACUUAUAAGCAAGAUUGGUGUUGGUAUCCCCGGAAAUACGUACGGCUAUCAAGAGUAUUAUUGUUGGAUGUCUUGUUGCCUUACUUCGAGCACACCACUGCACAACCAACCAAAUACAAAUAAUCGAAGAUCAACUGAUCCAUCAUCAGUAUUUUGUCAACACCAGCAGCGUCAUAUCAAGAUAGAAAGUGAUGAUGAUUCAAUCGGUCGUCUUUGGUACACUGCCAAGCAACUAAUAGACGCAGGAGUCACAUUUGUGGAAGGUGAAAGUAACAAUCCACUUGAAGUAACAUUCACUAAGGGGAAACUAACGAUUUCGAAACUAAAGAUACUAGAUUCCACAGAAACUAACCUGCGGAACUUGGUUUAUUUUGAACAAUGUCAUUACGAUGUUGAUACUUACAUCAUUGAUUAUAUUAUCUUCCUUGACGAAUUGAUAGACACCGUGGAAGACGUGCAAGUGUUAGUUAGAAGCAACAUAUUGAGUAAUCGUCUAGGAAGUGAUGAUGAUGUUGUAAAGCUUUUCAACAAUAUUGGCAAAAACGUACUUUUUGAUUCAUCAAGAUACCGUAAUUACUCCGAUGUUUGCAGAGAUGUGAAUCGCUACGCUUCAUCCCGUCAAAAUAAAUACAUGGCUAUUUUGAGGAGCAAAUACUUCAAUCAUCCAUGGGCAACUUUGUCAGUCAUUGCUGCAUUCUUUCUUUUUGUGCUUACUCUGUUACAGACUACUGCAGCUUACAUCUACAAGUAGUCCAACUACAUAGAUAACGGGAAUUUCCCUAUUUCUCAUAAUGACAUUUUCGUGAAUAAAUCAACAACUUUUUCAUUAUUGUGGGCUCCACAAUUCAAUAAAGUUAUUGGUUUAUUUACGAAAAUGCCAUGUUUCUCACCAUGAGAAAUCGGGGCAUCCUCAUAGAUAACUAGCUCUAUCUUGAGUGCUAAUGCUUACAUAUAUAGAGAUUCUUGCCAUGUCUAAUACUACUGCAAUGAAAUUGGAGACUUGAAUCUUGCAUAUUCAUGGUCUUGAAUGUUUCAAUUUUUUUUUUUUUUUUUUUUUUUUUCGGGGGGGGGG